AUGACUGAACAGUCGAACCACGCCAUUGUCUAUGGUGCGUCGGGAUUAGUGGGUUGGUCUAUAGUAGACCAACUUUUGAAGCAGUAUCCCGAAUCUGGUACAUUUUCCAAGAUCACAGCGAUCACAAACCGACCGCUCGAUAUAUCGAGAUCAUACUGGCCCGAGACCGAUGCGACAGGUCCAAAAUUGGAACUCGUGUCAGGUGUUGAUCUACGCCACGCCGAUGGACCGACAUUUGCCGAGUCACUGAAAGACAAAUUGGAAGACAUUGCAAGUGUUACGCAUGUGUACUAUUUAGUGUUCACGGCAAUCGCCGAUGACAUUGAAGAGGUCGAUACCAAUCUACGCAUGAUGCGAAAUGUCAUCCACGCCCAUGAAAGAUUCAGUCCAAACCUUCGGUUUGUGGCCUUCCCGGGCGGAACACGGGGAUAUGGAAUUUAUGUGCCCGGUGGGACGUUCACCCCGCCUCUUCAAGAAGACAUGGUUUCAAACCUUCCACCCGAUUAUGCCGCGACAGUUGUGUACCCGGCAUACAGAAAACUUCUCAAUGAAGCUAGUGAAGGAAAAAGCUGGACAUGGUGCGAAGUUUGCCCAGAUGCAAUUAUCGGAUUUACCCCCAACGGGUCUCAAUUCAGCCUAGCACUGCACUGGGCGCAGUAUCUCUCUCUGUACGCUUUUAAUCAUGGCAAGGGCCCAAAUGCACCAUCAGCUCAAGAUGCCAUCGUGAAGAUCCCUUUCCCUGGCAAUGCUGCGGGCGCGAAUUCCCUUUUCACGCCUGCCUCCAGCCAAACAAUCGCGCGAUUUUUGGUUUAUGCUUCAUUGAACCCGGACACAUGUGGACAGGGUAAUCUCUUCAAUAUUGCCGAUCAUCAGAAGCCAUGCACGUAUGGCGAGCUUUGGCCGAAACUCGCGGAAUGGUUUGGACUAGAAGGUGUCGGACCUGCCGAUGAAUCGGAAUCGAACUUGAAUACUCUCAAGGUCGGCGAGCUUCCUGAUUCAACCGCCUCGCUUCCGCCCGGAGAAUACAUCUCAAGCCACAAGGAAAUAUUCUUGCGACACGGUUGCGAGAAUGCGGUGACCGCUGGAGUGGGAGCCGGUCACCGCCAGCUGGACAGCGUGGGUUACUGGCUGACCUUCGAUCGACAAAUGAGUCUGGAGAAGAUUCGAAAGACUGGCUUCGAAGGGGACAAGGACCCCGUUGGUGCCUGGAUUGAGAGUUUUGAGAUGUUCCGGAAAGCUGGAUUGAUUCUCUAA
Molecule: messenger RNA, 1254 nt
Organism: Penicillium cosmopolitanum
Lineage: Eukaryota; Fungi; Ascomycota; Eurotiomycetes; Eurotiales; Aspergillaceae
Product: SDR family oxidoreductase
Exons: 4
Coding region: 1-1254 (417 amino acids)
Source: RefSeq, a predicted model, not a curated record